Molecule: messenger RNA, 4295 nt
Organism: Larimichthys crocea (large yellow croaker)
Lineage: Eukaryota; Metazoa; Chordata; Actinopteri; Sciaenidae
Gene: grin3bb
Product: glutamate receptor, ionotropic, N-methyl-D-aspartate 3Bb
Exons: 9
Coding region: 107-3754 (1215 amino acids)
Biological process (GO): monoatomic ion transport
Cellular component (GO): membrane
Molecular function (GO): ligand-gated monoatomic ion channel activity; signaling receptor activity
Source: RefSeq, a predicted model, not a curated record
AGCAGCAGAAGGAGCAGCCGCCUCCUCUCCAGCAGCCUGUCUGUGUUUCUGCGAAACGGGAGGAGAAACCGGAGGAGCGGUAGAGCGAUGCUGAGAGCGCGGCAGGAUGUCUUUCACCUCCUCCUCCUGGUCCCGGUCCUGGUCCUGGACACUUCGAGUCUUCCUCCUCGUGCAGGUCCUCCUCGUGCCGCCGAACAUCCUCCACCCGCAGCCGUGCCGCCUCCUGGCUCAGAUCGGACACACUGUGCGCGUCGGUGCGCUCCUGCCGGCGCAGCGUGCGGCUCGAGUUCGGGUCCAGGCAGCGCUGAACCGUGCUGCAGCUGCGAUGAGCCGGGACCGUGACUGGGACCGGGACCGCGACCCGGACUCAUACUCCGAGCGGGAGCGGGUCAACUUUCUGCCCUACAAUCUGAGUCUGGAGCUGGUGUCCCGGCAGCCGACCGCCGCGGACCCAGAGUCCCUGUUCCGGUGCGUCUGUCAGGGCGUGGUGGUGCAGGGAGUGUCUGCCGUGCUCGCCUUCCCGCAGACCCGCGAGGAGCUGCUACAGGUGGACUUCCUGGCCUCGUUCCUGGAGAUCCCGGUCCUUAGCGUCUUUGAGCAUGGAGAGCCCCUCCGCAGGCAGAACCGGUUCCACCUGCAGAUGGUGACGGGGGUUCCAGAGUCUGGUCUGUCUGAGCUACUGCUGACGGUUCUGCAGCGUUCCGGUUGGAAGGAGGGUACAGCAGUUUUGUGUCAAGGCUGGGAGGAGUCACAGGGUCUCUUGCGGAUCCUGGAUGGUCAGAAUGAGAGUGAUUCAUCAUGGGAGGGCGGGGGUGGAGCCACGUGGCACCUGCGUGCCGUCUUGAACCUGACGCAGUCAGCACACGAUGACACUCAGAUCCAUGACUUCCUCUCUCGGCACUUCAGACAGAACCAGGCCUCACCAGCGUCUGUGCUGCUGUUCGGGGCCGACCCACAGUGUGCGGCGGCAGUUCUGCGCAGUGCUCAGGACCUGGGCCUCACAUUACCCAUGGUGCACUGGGUGCUGGGCCAGCCGCUCAGCCCAGAUGCGCUGCAUGCCAUUGGGCUGCCACUCGGCCUGUUGGCCUACGGCGAGGUGGAGAGAAAACCACUGGACUUCUACAUCCGAGAUGCCCUGCAGCUCAUCACCAGGGCCAUCGCUGCAGCAACCACAGUGAGACCGGACCUGGCUCUGAUCCAGAACAUGGUGAACUGCUAUGACAAACCCAACAAACACGAGGUGCCGUCAUCAGGACAGUACCUGUCCAGGUUCCUGGCCAACACGUCCUUCUCUGGUCUCACAGGUCCAGUCAGAGUCCAUGAGAACCGGUCUCAGGUCCUCACCUUGCAGCGCUUCCACAUCUGGAGCCUGCGGCGGGACGCACUGGGUCAGCCCACCUGGGUCACGGUGGGUAGCUGGGAGGGAGGCCAGCUGCAGGUGGAGGACCAGGGAGUCUGGCAGGGACCCAAACCUCACCACAGGACAGAGGCGACAGGCGGGAGGACCAGGGGGCGCUGGAGGGCGGGGAUGCCAGUGAUGGGAACUCGGGUCCGGGUGGUGACUCUGGUGGAACAUCCCUUUGUGUUCACACGGGAUGUGGACGAUGAGGGCAGCUGCCCAGCAGGUCAGUACUGCCUGGACGCCGGCACCAACAACUCAGAGACUUUGGAGAGAUUCUUCAGGGAGGUGGCAGGCGGGAAUAGCAGCUACUUGCCUGCAGAGUACAGCAAGUGUUGCUACGGAUACUGCAUCGACCUGCUGGAGAAACUGGCUGAGGACCUGGGCUUUGAGUUCGACCUUUACAUCGUGGGAGAUGGGAAAUAUGGUGCUUGGAAAGGGAGGCGGUGGACUGGGCUGGUGGGCGACCUUCUGAAUGGACUGGCAGACAUGGCCGUCACCUCCUUCAGUAUCAACUCAGCUCGGAGUCGCGUGAUUGACUUCACCUCGCCUUUCUUCUCCACCAGUCUUGGUAUCCUGGUGCGCAGUAAGGACACAGCAGCCCCCAUUGGUGCUUUCAUGUGGCCCCUGCACUGGUCCAUGUGGGUGGGCAUCUUCCUGGCAUUGCACAUCACGGCACUCUUUCUUACGCUGUACGAGUGGAAGAGUCCAUAUGGCAUGACACCUCACGGACGCAAUAGGAUCCGAGUGUUCUCGUACUCAUCGGCUCUAAACCUGUGCUAUGCCAUCCUGUUUGGACGCACUGUCUCCUCAAAGACGCCAAAGUGCUGGACUGGUCGGUUUCUAAUGAACCUUUGGGCCAUCUUCUGCCUGCUGGUGCUGUCCAGUUACACAGCCAACCUUGCUGCCGUCAUGGUGGGUGAGAAGACCUUUGAGGAGGUGUCAGGGAUACACGACGCCAAGCUUCAUCACCCUUCCUGGGGUUUUCGUUUUGGGACAGUCAGAGAGAGCAGCGCUGAGGAUUACAUGAAGAAGAGUUUUCCAGAGAUGCAUGAGUACAUGAGACGCUUCAAUGAGCCGACCACACCCGAAGGCGUCGCCACUCUGAAGACAGAUCCUCCUCAGCUUGAUGCCUUCAUCAUGGACAAAGCUCUGCUGGACUACGAAGUUUCAAUCGAUGCCGACUGUAAACUGGCGACUGUCGGGAAACCGUUCGCCAUCGAAGGUUACGGUAUUGGCCUGCCUCAGAACUCCCCUCUGAGCUCCAACAUCUCAGAGUUCAUCAGCAGAUAUAAGUCGGAAGGAUACAUGGACCUGCUGCAUGACAAAUGGUACAAGGUGGUUCCAUGUGGGAACCGAGUGUUUGCCGUCACUGAGACUCUUCAGAUGGGGAUCCGUCACUUUUCAGGACUCUUCCUCUUGUUGUGUAUCGGAGUGGGUGGAGCCUUGCUGACUCUCGCAGGCGAACACGGGUUUUACCAACUUGUGCUGCCGCACAUCCGCCGCCGACAGAACCUCAAAUACUGGCUGCACACCUCUCAGAAAAUCCAUCGCGCUCUGAACAUGACGUACGAAGAUGUGAAGAGGCAGCGAGCAGAGAAAGAGAGCUGUAAUCUGCAGAAGUCUCAGCCUCCUCCUGGCCCCCCUUCCCCACCAGCCCCUGGAGCUUCUGCCAAAUGGAACAAUGAGACCAGUAAAGAUGCCACCGCUGCUAAGGACACUCGGGACUUCAAACGAGUCCACUUCAAUCUGGAGACCCUCAACACCCGCCGCCUGCUCGCUCGCAUCGCCACCUCUGACAUCAAGGGAUCUGGGGCCAAAUCUGAUGUAGGGGGUCCAACCAAGCUGAAGGUCUCGAACAGCCAACUGUGUGAGAAUGGAGGACCGGCUUCGUUUGCCAGCCUGGUCCUCUCACUCCCCUCACCAUCCUCCUCUUCUGCCAAACCCAAUACCUUGGCUCCUCCCUCUGUUGCUACGUCCCAGUCCCCUGCUACAGUGACCCCGUCCACUGUCAUAACGCCCACCAUCACAGUGGUACCGCCCCAGCCUGGCGAGCUGCAGGAGCUGCAGGACCAAAUCGAACAGAUGAGGGAGAAGCUGAGGACGGCUCUGGCCAGGAGGGCAGAGAUCCAGACUACUCUGGCCAAACCUGUAGCCACGGUGACAAACAGCCAACCUCCAGUUACCACAGCAACAACGUCAGCGAUGACAAUGACGGCAGCCUCGCUCACUGUUGCCCCGGUAACACCCCUACCAACAAACACAAAAUGCGUGACGACCAUGACAGACCCACCUCACAGAGUCCUGUCAAAAGUCCGGCCCCUCCAAAGCAGACUGACCAAUCAGAGGAGGUGAUGUUCUCUGUACAGUUUCACAUGACCUGGUCACACACCUGUGCACACAGCAGCCAUUUUGGACUGUUGAAUGUUUUGGACAUUUUGUUUCUUCUGAGUUUAAGUUUGGUCACAUAGCACCAGGGCAAUGUGCAGGGGGAUACCUUUAUAGACCUGAACCUGUUCUGGACCGGUUCUGGAUCUGUUCUCCUUUCUCUUCUUUUCUGUAUGUUGAUAUUAAGGGUUAUUUAAGGGUUAUUUAAGGGUUUUUUAAGGGACUCUGCUUUCAGUCAGACUGCAGGGAACCUUCUAUUCUGAACACUAACAGCCCUGGACACACAGAGGAAGUGAUUUAUCUCCUUGUAUCACUGUGUCAUGAACCAGGUGAGGCUAGGCUCAGUCCAUGUCUUUCUCCUCACCCGUUUGUUUUAGUGACGCGUUCACUGACCUGUCCGUUUGUACAGAUGAGCUGUGAGGCGUUCACUGACCUGUCUGUUUGUUGUGAUGAGCUGUGAGGCAUUCACUGACCCCUGUGUUCUGUGUAAAAAAGCUAUUUGUAUUGA